CUUUGACAUAACGCGCUGCGUUGACCGCGCAUGCGCUGAUUCUCCUCAAGGGUUCGUGGCGCUCACAACACGCCGCUAUUUCUCAAUGUUGAUGUUAGUUGUCUGCAGUCAGCUGGUUGACCUGUUGGCGUCACCGAGGCUUUAAUAGAAUGAGACGCGCCGACGCGGAGGACGAACCUGCAGUUUUCCGACGGGUCGUGUUGAAGAACGCCUCGCCGUACCACUACAUGAAGGUCCGCCUCGCUCUGGAGGAUGAGUCGACCAGACUGAGUGCAGUUGAGCUGAAGCAGUUCAUCGUCACAGGUCUGAGCAGCCUGUAUGGAGAGGUGGGAGCAGCGCUGACCUUUGACCUGCUGAAGUACGAUGAAGACACCCUCACUGCUCUUCUGCGUGUUUACAGCAAGGGUUUGGUGAAGCUGUGGAGCUCCCUGACUCUGCUGGGCUCCUACCAGAACCAGGACUGUGCCUUCAGGGUGCUGCAGGUGUCUCCGUUCCUGCUCGCGCUGACGGGAAAUAGUCGCGAGCUGCAGCUGGACUGAAGGAGGAGGAGGAGCUCCUCUUCUUCAAGAUGACUUUCAUUUGGAGCAGCAUCCUUAACAACCCGCGGCUGCGCCUCGCUCCUCCUUCCCGCCGGCUGCUCCACGUCGGCCAGCGAGCCUCCCUCACCAAAGCGUUCUCCGCCCGCGACGUGCAGCUGUUCGCCGAGCUUACGGGCGACAACAACCCCCUCCACCUGGACCCGGCCUACGCCAGCACCACCUCCUUCGAGGCGCCCAUCGUCCACGGCGUCCUCAUCAACGGCCUGAUCUCGGCCGUGCUCGGCACCCGGAUGCCCGGCCGCGGCUGCGUCUUCCUGUACCAGGAGAUCCGCUUCCCGGCGCCGCUCUACGUCGGCGAGGAGGUGCUGGCCGAAGCCGAGGUCCGCAAGAUCAAGAUGUCGUUCGCCUUCAUCGCCGUGACGUGCUCCGUCAGGGACAAGGUGGUGAUGCAGGGGGAGGUGAUGGUGAUGAUGCCCGAGGAGCAGCAGAAGAAGGAGUGAGCGGGGGGAGGAGGUCAGAGGUCAAAUAUCUCGCCGUCUCUCCAGAUAUUUUUUUAGUUUAUUGAUCAUAUACUUGACUGAUGCAAACAGGAAGUGCGUCUGCACAGAGACGUUUAAGCUUUGAGGAUUUUAUUUUUAUGUUUAGUUUGUCAGAUCUGCUCUCUACUUUCUUCAAUGUGUGAAAUAUGUGGAAUAAAAUCUCUUGAGUUCAGGU
Cyclopterus lumpus (lumpfish) is the source of this 1253-nucleotide messenger RNA. RefSeq names its product ribonuclease P/MRP 14 subunit (gene rpp14). Bases 150 to 539 code for a protein of 129 amino acids. The transcript has 6 exons. Gene Ontology annotation, biological process: tRNA 5'-leader removal. The record is from RefSeq and is a predicted model, not a curated record. Lineage: Eukaryota; Metazoa; Chordata; Actinopteri; Perciformes; Cyclopteridae. Gene Ontology annotation, cellular component: ribonuclease P complex.